AUGCCCCAGCUGGAAAGCUGUAUUUCCGCAUCUACCUGGCAUACGUCCGGACCACAGACCCCAGCUCAACAGCAUUUUAAAGAUUAUGUUGAUACAGUUGACACCUAUGGCUUCAACCAUGGCUCAGGCUUACGAUUCUAUUCCAAAAAUGUCAUUCUCCACAACCAGAACACCACCCAUUACAAUGGUGGGGAUGAGAUGUGGGCGUGGAUAAAACGCCUAUUUGGACAAUUCAAGGGUCUCCGGCACGACUUUCACAAUCUUUGGGAAACCCGCAACAUCUGGCUGCCUGGAAACGACACCGAAGAGCCGACUGUUGCCUUUCCGCUCAGUUGGAUAAGCACUAUAGGCCCCGCGAACUCUGCCGAUGCUCUGGAUGUGUUGCAAUUCAAGGAGGUCUGGCUUUACUGGGAUACCGCUAUCCUCGCCAAAUACCUCCCCAGGGAGGCUGUUGUAUUCCAAGAGCAGAACAUAUUACAGCAGAAUGAAGGAUGA
Molecule: messenger RNA, 495 nt
Organism: Aspergillus tubingensis
Lineage: Eukaryota; Fungi; Ascomycota; Eurotiomycetes; Eurotiales; Aspergillaceae
Exons: 2
Coding region: 1-495 (164 amino acids)
Source: RefSeq, a predicted model, not a curated record